Molecule: messenger RNA, 1481 nt
Organism: Eptesicus fuscus (big brown bat)
Lineage: Eukaryota; Metazoa; Chordata; Mammalia; Chiroptera; Vespertilionidae
Gene: VEGFD
Product: vascular endothelial growth factor D
Exons: 8
Coding region: 1-1065 (354 amino acids)
Biological process (GO): induction of positive chemotaxis; positive regulation of mast cell chemotaxis; response to hypoxia
Cellular component (GO): membrane
Molecular function (GO): growth factor activity; chemoattractant activity; vascular endothelial growth factor receptor 3 binding
Source: RefSeq, a predicted model, not a curated record
AUGUACAGACAGUGGGCAGUGGUGAAUAUUUUCAUGAUGUUUUCUCUGCAAUUGGUGCAAGACUCCAGUGAUGAACAUGGAUCAAUGAAGAAAAGCACUAGGUCAAUGUUAGAACAAUCUGAACAGCAGAUUAGGGCGGCUUCUGGCUUGGAGGAACUGCUGCAAAUCACACACUUCGAGGACUGGAAGCUGUGGAGAUGCCGACUGAAGCUGAAAAGUUUUACCACCCCGGACUCUCGCUCAGCAUCCCAUCGGUCCACCAGGUUUGCGGCAACUUUCUAUGACAUUGAAACAUUAAAAGUUAUAGAUGAGGAAUGGCAAAGAACCCAGUGCAGCCCUAGAGAGACGUGUGUGGAGGUCGCCAGUGAGCUGGGGAGUAGCACCAACAGGUUCUUCAAACCUCCCUGUGUGAACGUUUUCCGGUGUGGCGGCUGCUGCAAUGAAGAGAGCGUCAUCUGCAUGAACACCAGCACCUCGUAUGUUUCCAAACAGCUCUUUGAAAUAUCAGUGCCUUUGACAUCAGUGCCCGAAUUAGUGCCUGUUAAAGUUGCCAACCAUACAGGUUGUAAGUGCUUGUCAACAGCUCCCAGCCAUCCAUACCCCAUUAUCAGAAGAUCCAUUGAGGUCACAGAAGAAGAUGGUUGUUCCCAUUCCAAGAAACUCUGUCCUAUUGACAUGCUAUGGGAUAGCAGCAAAUGUAAAUGUGUUUUACAAGAGGAGAAUCCACUUGCUGGAAUGGAAGACCCCUCUCACCUCCAGGAACUGACUCUCUGUGGGCCGCACAUGAAGUUUGAUGAAGAUAGUUGCGAGUGCGUGUGUAAGACCACCUGUCCCGGAGAUCUCAUCCAGCACCCAGAAAACUGCAGUUGCAUUGAGUGCAGAGAGAGUCUGGAGAGCUGCUGCCGGAAGCACAAGGUAUUUCACCCAGAUACCUGCAGCUGUGAGGAUGGAUGCCCCUUUCACACCAGAAUGUGUACAAAUGCUAAAUCAGCCUGUGCAAAGCAUUGCCGCUUUCCAAAGGAGAAAAGGCCUACCCAUGAGCUCCACAGUCAAGAAAAUCCUUGAUUCAGCUUUGUUCCCAAGUUCCUCCUCCCACAUUUUAAACAGCAUGCCACGUUGCCAAGUUGCUGUCACUAUUUUUCUUUUUUUUCCAGGUGUUGGAAAAAAUUCAUUUCACAUAGUACUAGGUGAAUCCAAACCAACCUUCCAUUAAACAGCAGCUGAGGAUUCCCUGGUUCCUUGAUAGAUAGCUUCUCUGCACACCAAGGAGUGGAGAAGAGGGAGCCUAACCCUUUCUGUUUGGUGAAUGAAAAAGGUUCGAUCAUCAUGGAAUGAUAAGUGCUAUGUGACUGAUUACUCACAGCAGAUGAGGCAAUUUGAAUAGUCUCUGAGUCCUUUGCUAAUUGCAACUCUCGUGAAUUAUUCUGAUUCUUCCUUAUGCAGAUUUGAUUCAUAUGAUCAGCACUGAUUUUCUGAUUACU